Messenger RNA from Pseudogymnoascus destructans, 375 nucleotides. RefSeq lists its product as uncharacterized. The transcript has a single exon. The record is from RefSeq and is a predicted model, not a curated record. Bases 1 to 375 code for a protein of 124 amino acids. NCBI's taxonomy places the organism in Eukaryota, Fungi, Ascomycota, Leotiomycetes, Thelebolales, Thelebolaceae.
AUGGACAGGAUAGAUUCCCCAAAGGCGCCUCAAUGGCCACAUUCACCACUCGGACAAUGCGAUUAUGUUUUGCCGGAGAUAAAGGGAACGAGUGGACUCAACAAUGCCACGUCACUGCUGAAGCAGACAAGAUUUAUUACUCUUCAUUUGCUACUUCCUUCAGCCAAAGAAAUAUACCGAUCCUCAAAGCAACUCAAGCCCCAGGUCCGUCCCGCCGGCCCACCUGCUCUCCUCUCUCUCUUCCCAGAGAGUUAUACGACAAAUUCUAUUUCGUUCUCAAGCACACCAGCACCAAUACUCAGCUCUGGCCCCGAUCGCCUCCUUUGCCCGCCGAAAUACUGCAUCAUAAUCCCCGCCCUUUUUGACAACAUAUAG